Molecule: messenger RNA, 834 nt
Organism: Durusdinium trenchii
Lineage: Eukaryota; Dinophyceae; Suessiales; Symbiodiniaceae
Source: the annotation of a GenBank genome assembly
AUGUUGCAGAAGGGCGAGCUGGAUCCAGCCAUCGCGAUGCAGCUCCUGAGUCAAGGGGGAUCGGUGCCUGGAAAAAGGCCUUUAGAAUCCAUUGAUGCAGGUUCUGGUGAAGCUACUGCAGGUGAUGCUACUGCAGCCAACCAGGAGGAGAAUGCGCUGAAGCAAAAGUUACGGCGUCUUUGCGAGGUCAAGACUGGAGGCAGGCUGCAGGUGCCGCAGUGGUUGCAUGAUGAAUGGCGCAAUGGUGACCACUUGGCCAUGGCCAAAGAGUAUCAAGCCUGUGGGUUUGACAAGGCCACCUCCCUGCCACCACUACUUGUGGCUUUCAUGAAGUAUAAGAAAAAGACCCUGACCAAGAACGACAAACAUCUGAGUGAUGUGUCCAGUGGAUGGUACUCCAAAGAGGACAUGGCCAAAAUUUUGAAAUGGAGUGCGAACCUCUUCCGACAUGUCAACAUGUUCAUGCACUCAAGGGUGAAAGAGAGUGGCCCAGCUGAACUACCCGAUGUGGCAAUCUCCCAGGUUGAUGCCAACGCACGGCGUUCGGAGGCUUUGCAAGGUGCAGCAGCCAACCGCGGCAAGGAGGUGUUCACAAAAUACAUGGAUUCAGUCUUGCAGAAAAGUGCCAAGCUCCGUUCGCUGAUUGGUGAUUUGCAGAAGAACUAUCCGGAAGACCCGACUGCAAAGAAGGCUGUCAUCGCCUUGAAUGCCGACCUCUUGACCUUGGAUGCCGAGUACAACAAGCUGGCGGAAUGUAUGGCCCAGGGUGAACGGGAUGACUUUGACCAGGGGUGGCUUACCAGAAAGAGUUCAAGUAUAGAAAUUGAGGAAUGA